Molecule: messenger RNA, 2368 nt
Organism: Acanthoscelides obtectus
Lineage: Eukaryota; Metazoa; Arthropoda; Insecta; Coleoptera; Chrysomelidae
Source: the annotation of a GenBank genome assembly
UCCAAAGAUUCCCUAUUUGUAAACACAAAAAUAAAAUAGUGAAUUGUACAUCUUGGCAACCUGGCAGCAUGCUACAUAACGAAAACAUGUCUAGUGAAAAAUGCAUAAAAUGCAACAAAAAAGCCGCAAAAAAUAGUUAUAAGUGUGUGAAAUGCGAAAAUGUGGUUCAUCAAAAGUGUGCAGAUGAAGAAAUACCCAGAGAUAGUGAUUUUGUAUGUGAAAAUUGCCUGGAAAACAACUCGUUAAACAGUUCAGUGACGUCGGAGAAUGGCACUAUUAUUCUGAGCGAGGAACGUAAGACACAGAAUGAAGUUGUAAUAAGCGAUCUUAUGAAAGAAAAUGAUCGAUUGUUACGUGAAAAUGAACUUCUUAAUAAACUCGUAAGUGAAAUGACCGACAAAAACAAUUUAUUGCUGUUCAAAAUUUCCAUCUUGGAGAAAAACAAUAAUACUUUGGAAAAACCAUGGCAACACCGAAAUUUAAGUAAAAAUUCAGACGCUCCAACUCAAAUGCCAUCUAGCACGCAUACCGCAAACCACACCACUCAAAAUCAUACAGCGCCACCUCACGACGUAGCCAAAAGUCGUCGUACUCGCCGCACAUCCACCAGAUCAACCUCCGUGUCGCCGCCAGUGCUGCCAUCUCCUGGUACCAGUGACAACCACCAAGAAAUUAAUAAGGUUAGGGAAAAUAACAAGGUACUGAGCAUCGUAGGUGAAGUUGAGCCUACACUAAGCACCGCCGGAGCCGAAAACGGUCUUCAAGGACUUUCAGUUCUAAAGGUCAGAUCAUGCUCAUGGGGGUGUUGCCAUUUUUGUUUUGGAUGAUCUUAGAAGUUCUUUUAUCCCUGUCGAUCUGAAGCCUUAUACCACCGAGCUGUCAUUGGAAUGCUGUGCUGUAGAAUUAGUAACAAACAAAGCAAUAUUCAUAACAUUAUAUCGAACAGGUAAAUCUUGUUUUUAUGAUUUUCUUCAGGGUUUUGAGGCAUUACUCACUUAUAUCAGCCCUAAGUAUAACAUUAUAGUCAUAGCUGGAGAUUUUAAUACCGACUUCUGUAACAAUUCAUUACAAUUGCAAGACCUAAAGUAUUUAAUAAAGACUUUUGGAUUAAAAACAACAAUUAUAGAUUAUACGAGAGUGACCAACACAAGUACAACUUGCAUAGAUAAUAUUUUGACAAAUUUAGAUGAGUCUGAAUAUACAGUUUCUGUAAGAGAUCCCUGUCUCUCAGACCACUAUGCCCAAAGUAUGCUUGUACAUUUAAAUUCUAUUAAAAAAGAAAAUAUUGUUCAUACUAGGAAAAUCACAAACGCUAGCCUAAAUCAUUUAAAUCUCUCGUUAUCCAACAUAGAUUGGACAAAAUAUUAUGUCAAUCAUGAUGUGAUUAGUCUCUCUUCUUUUCUCGUAGAAUCAAUAAAUGAACUUAAAGAUUUAUAUUUUCCAUUACAAAAGCAAAAGCAACAUUUUCAGAGACAGCCAGUAAAAUGGUUUAAUAGUGAACUUAAGACUGCUAGGUCCUCUCUUCAGGUUCUAAAAACAAUAUCGGAGCAUCAAAAAGACGAACAGUCAAAAAAUGCCUUUAAAACCUUUCAGAGACAAUACAGACAAAAAAUUAGACAUGCUAAAUAUAGUGCAUAUAAUAAUUUUAUUCAUUCAUCGGAAAAUAAAAGUAGGGACUGUUGGAGGCUAGUAAAUUUUGAAAGAAAUAAAUCCAAACCAAUGUCAUUAACUGAUAUCACAUCAGACAUGUUUAACGACUUUUUUGUAUCCGCAGCCAAAAAUAUAAUAAAAAGCCUACCUAAUCUUAAUAUUAAUGAGCUAAAUACCAUAAAUUUUAAUAAGUGUAAUAAAACCUUUUUUUUGGAGCCUGUUACAUAUCUAGAUGUUUUGAAUGCUAUUGGUGAAUUAAAAAAUAAGCAAUCUCUUGAUAUUUAUGACCUAAACAGCAAAGUAAUAAAACACUGUGCAAAUACUCUUGCUACACCACUUGCUCAUCUAUAUAACUCCUGUCUUUCUCAGGGAAUAUUCCCUGAUGUUUUUAAGAUUAGUAAGGUAGUACCAGUUUUUAAAAAAGGUGACCAAUCUGAUGUAAACAAUUUUAGACCCAUUUCCAUAAUUCCUAUCUUUGGCAAAAUUUUAGAAAUAAUUUUAAAGCACCGCCUUUUAAAAUUUUUAAAAAUAAAUAACAUCAUUAAUCCAAAGCAAUUUGGUUUUCAGCCAGGUCUGUCAACCAUAAAUGCACUAGCGGAACUUAUUGACCACAUAGUCCAGGGCCUUGAAGGGGGAAGAAGUGUACAAAUUACCCUUUGUGACCUUAGCAAGGCCUUUGACUGUGUGGAUCAUGAGAAGCUGCUGUGUAAAAUGGAGC